Drechmeria coniospora is the source of this 1122-nucleotide messenger RNA. Its product is annotated as extracellular protein. NCBI's taxonomy places the organism in Eukaryota, Fungi, Ascomycota, Sordariomycetes, Hypocreales, Ophiocordycipitaceae. The transcript has a single exon. The coding region runs from base 1 to 1122 and encodes 373 amino acids. The record is from RefSeq and is a predicted model, not a curated record.
AUGAACCUUGUCAUCCGCUCUCUCGCCGCCGCCGUCGCGCUGGCCGCGUUGGUCAACGGCCACAUGGAGAUGACAGACCCGCCGCCCCUCGGCUCGACAUUCAACCCCAACACGGACGAGGCCUUCAAGGACUACAACAUGAGGUCGCCCAUGAACAUAACCGGCAACGACUUUCCCUGCCGGAAACACCACGAAUUCAUGGGCACACCGAGGGGCAAACCCGUCGCUUCCUGGAUCCCGGGCCAGUCGUACAGCAUGACCAUCGCCGGCUCUGCUGAUCACAAAGGCGGUAGCUGCCAGGCCUCCGUCUCGCUCGACCGCGGCAAGUCCUUCAAGGUUAUCCAAUCGUACAUCGGCAACUGCCCCCCCCCAGGCGAAUCGAAGUACGACUUCACCCUGCCGAGCGAUGUCCCUUCUGGUGAAAUGCUCUUCGCUUGGUCCUGGCUUAACAACAUGGGCAACCGCGAGAUGUACAUGAACUGCGCCGUCAUCGACGUCAAGGCCGGUGGCAAGAAGCGUGCCGCUCCCUCCGUUCCCCUUGCCGAGCGUCCCGACAUGUUUGUCGCCAAUGUCGGCAACGGCGUCUGCACCUAUGAAGGCACCGAUGUCGAGUUUCCCGAGCCUGGUCCGGACACCAAGAUGACCUCGGACAAACCCGCCCCCCCAGGAAACGGCGGCUGCAACAUAUUUGGUGGCCCAAGUGGUGGUUCGGCACCGAAAAAACCGACUCCCCCGGAGAAUCCGACACCUCAGGGACCAGCUACUCCGCAGAAGCCAACUGCUCCUAGGAAGCCAACUACUCCUCAGAAUCCAACUACUCCUGACAAGCCAACUACUCCUCAGAAGCCAACUACUCCUGACAAGCCAACUACUCCUCAGAGGCCGUAUCCUCCACCGAAACCAUCUCGCCCCCAGCAGCCGACUCGCCCCCAGGUGCCUGACGACUUCCCCUCGGGUAACCCUAACUCCGGCAGCGAUGAUGGUGACGACGGAAGCUGGGACCCCGAAAGGUGGGGUGGUGAUGACGGCGACGACGGCAGCUGGGACCCCAGCAGAUGGGGCGGUGGUAAUUGGAAUCCCAAGAAAUGGGGUUCCCAAAACUGGGAGCGCCGCCGAGCUUGA